Messenger RNA from Raphanus sativus (radish), 1680 nucleotides. RefSeq lists its product as uncharacterized. NCBI's taxonomy places the organism in Eukaryota, Viridiplantae, Streptophyta, Magnoliopsida, Brassicales, Brassicaceae. The record is from RefSeq and is a predicted model, not a curated record.
AUGUCUCUGCUUUUCAACCUAGUUGAAAAACUCUUGGUUCAAGAAGGGGACAAGGACCGUUUCUCAACAUGUCCACGAAAAACCCCUUACAUGCUGGUCGGGUUUAUUUUUGGAGAAGACGAAUCUUCAACCGAUGAAGAAAAAAAUAUUACAGAUUAUUGGGUAUUCAAUCCAAGGAGUGAAAAAAUUAUCAAUUUUACUGGAAAGAAAUUCCCAAAAGUGUUGUCGGGAAGAUGCAUACUCCUUGGAGGCUCACGGGGCUGGGCAGUUUUCAUGAGCUACCCUGACUACACCAUACAUCUCAGCCAAGUGUUUAAUCCUUGGUGCUUAGAGUCAUCUCCAAAAACCAUUACUCUGCCCCCAUUAGCUGAUCACCUUGUUCCUCAUGUCGAAAUGAGUGGAAAUGUUUCGUUGUCCACUUAUUUUCCCAACCAGGACGAUGAUUAUAUAGUGUGUUUCACCAUCUUUGGAUCUAAACUUUGUUAUUGUAUGCCUUAUCGAGAUUCGGACUGGGCCAUCAUCGACAUUCCUUUCUCCUACGACAUUGACUCCAAUGUCGUUUAUUCUCAGAAAGACCAGAUGUUCUACCUCCUCACUACAGGAUGUGCUUACAUGGCUGCCUUGGAUCUCAAAAACAAUAAGAAGAAACCCAAAUUUAUGAGGCUUCAGUUUGAGAACUUCCCUUUGAUGCCACAGUACGAGUGGGAGAUAUUGGCUUCAUGUUUACAGAGUGGUUAUAUUGCGGAGUCGUCUUCUGGUGAACGUUUCAUUGUUCAAUGGUAUGUUGAGACACGUAAACUCUCGAACAGAGAAAAACUAAACGAAAAUACAAAGCAAUUCAUGGUGUUUAGGAUAGAAGAUGACGGUGGUCAAUUAUACCAAGGAACAAGAGUCAUUGCUAACUACACAUAAAACAUUGGAGAUCUUUGCAUUUUCAUUGGAGAAAAUGAGACAUUCUGUUUAGAGGCAAGCAAGUUUCCUGGACUCAGCCCGAACUCUAUAUAUUAUGUUGGUUAUGGCUUUGGUGUCUACAAUAUUGGUCAGAAAAGCAGCCGCGAAUAUGAUCUAAAUGGUUUUCCUGGUAUUCAGGGAAGAACUUUAUUUAUGUCUCCUCUCCAUUAGCUAAAUAAAAUGGUGAUCCUCCCUACACUAGUUAUUUCGCUAUAUCAUUAUGAUAAUAAAAUUGUGUUUGAUGUUUAGUAUGAUUUUUCUUUUCAAGCCUUUACCAAUGUUUUAAAUGCUCAUAUACUACAUUGAACUAAAAAUUAUAGGAGAUGAGAGUUUCAUUGCAAUUAUAAGUUUAAGAUCAUGAGUAAAAGGCAAAGAUUGAACAAUCUGAGUGUAUGCGGAGAGGAAAUGAUAACACAAUGAGAGGUUUACAGGAAACGUUUAUUCUUGGCUUGCAGACGAGUAAUUUCUCUAGGUAAUAAUUCCGACGACCAAAAGAAACUUCGAAGUUCCCAAUCCAUGAUCAUCAGCUCCUCCACUCAUCUCUAGAACCCAAGGCUAUGAAGUUUUCUCAUGAAUAUUGUUGAAGGAGGAAAUGGGUUCCAACAUAAUAACAAGAUAUUAUAACUGAAAGAAGGUGGAGGGGGGGGGGGACAAAUUUCUUUUAUGAUAAAUUGUAAGUACAAUGAGGGAUUUUGUAACGAAAAUGAAUAUAAAUAAUAAAAGGAACAU